This is a messenger RNA of Thunnus maccoyii (southern bluefin tuna), 6404 nucleotides long. RefSeq names its product zinc finger protein 362b (gene znf362b). The coding region runs from base 2997 to 4292 and encodes 431 amino acids. The transcript is spliced from 9 exons. NCBI's taxonomy places the organism in Eukaryota, Metazoa, Chordata, Actinopteri, Scombriformes, Scombridae. Gene Ontology annotation, biological process: regulation of transcription by RNA polymerase II; central nervous system development. The record is from RefSeq and is a predicted model, not a curated record. Gene Ontology annotation, molecular function: RNA polymerase II cis-regulatory region sequence-specific DNA binding; DNA-binding transcription factor activity, RNA polymerase II-specific. Gene Ontology annotation, cellular component: nucleus.
UGUAGAAGAUCACCUUUUGUCUGUACUGUUGUGUACAGCCUUUAUAGACUAAUGCUCCGUUGGUUGAGCAUGUUGGAUAGGAUAGUGUUUUGCAGUUAAUGUCUUUGUGAUGCGGAAAUGUUGCAAAGUGAACUAGUUGCUCAUUUUCAGUUUUUCUAUAUUUGUUCUUUUUUCUUCUAACUUUUCAUGAGUCAGUUUUCUAUGAAAAGAUGUCUCACCCACUUUUGUAUUGGCACAUCCAAAAUAUAAUUUCUGCCUGGUUGGUUGGCUGGCAGUGAUGUACCAGCAAACACUGAGACGUUGACAUUGACUGUUGUCUGAACAUCCCUUCAAACCACCUUGUAAUGGUUAAAAAAUAGUUUAAAUGAAAGUUUGUGCUGAACUUAGCCCUGGACGUUACCUGGCUGCUAGAUUUCCUCCCUGGGCAUUCCAGCAAUGUCGAAAUAUGUCAUUACCAUCAUCUAUGGGCCUAUUUAUCUAUUCUCUAAGAUAUAUAUGUACACAGUGUGCAUUCUGCAGCUUUAUACAUCCUGUAUGCCUAGAUUAACAACUUAAUAUACUAUACUUUCUAAAAUGGUCCAAUUUACAUCUUGGUCAUACACCCAUAACAAUGAGUCACUUUGAAGAUAAUCCUGAUAAUAAAUGAUAUAAAACCAUUCACACAGCAAACACAUUAAAUAUCUUAGUUAAUACAAGACAUAUGCAGUCAUUUUUACAGAAACAUAUUGAGUCAAUACUGACAUACAACAGUACUUUAUUAAGAUAAACAAAACAGAAAAAGGUGAUCAAAAGUACAGCUUGUUGUAGAUAAUUAAGACAAGAGAAUUUGAAUUCUUAACUCUUUAAAUUCUAUCUGAUGCACUUUGCUCCAGUUUCCAUUGAGGUACAUACGCUACAAUAUGAUAAGAUACGAUUUUAUUGUCAGUUUACACUGAAAGUAAUUUUGCAUCCUUAGGCUGUUCAGUUUAAGAGGUCGACACACAAUAAACAUACAGUUACACAUGUGGCACUUUUCAUAGACGUACAUAAUACAUCAAACAGUCAUAACAAUCAUACACGUCACAGUUUUAUGUGCAAUGUUACAGUUAUUUGUGUCUGACCAGGACCACUUUUGGCCAGGGACACGACAUCACCAUCUGACCAAUGUUUGCUGGGAUAUUAUGGACUUAUUUGCUGCAGUUAAACUCCGCUGUGCUUCAAAAACAGACACCAAGUAGAAGUAUUGUCUGUGUUGGCCUCUAACUGUAAAUAUGGGUUAUAUUCUGUAUAUAUUCAGUGACUUAUAUGUAAGUUAUACUGUUUAACAAUAGGUUAAAUUACUUUCUUACUGCAUGUCAUUUAGUAUUUACAUCUAAACUUUUAAAAGAGGAAAACAAACUGCUGUAGGGACUAUUUUUAACUUGUAUCCCACAAACAUUGAUUCAAACCAAGUUUGCAAGUUGACUGAAAUCAGUAUCAAUCAAUAAAAACAUUAUUUUCAAGAAUGACAUCUAAUUUUCUUUAUACAACAAUCCUGUUUCUUUCAUGUUACUGACACUGAAACUGGACUGGUCAUUAUGUCCAGAACUGGGAGGUAACAAGCUCUUUUAAUCAGUUAAAACUAUGCUUCUGAUUGAGAAGUGUUCACUGUAUUAACAUGAUGUUACACCAACGGGAUGAACAAUAAGUUCAAAACAAUGAGACCCGGCAGGAAGGAAGUGCACACACAAAUUACUGGAGCAAAGGUAAAACCUUGCUCAAGAAGGCACCUCUACCCAGUAUUUGGUGACUCAAAGUUCAAGAGGAGUCUAAAACCAGACAUCUGUUGAUGUAUAUUAAUGGAUGUCUAUGUUAUAUACCAUUGUUUCAACACUAUUUGAAUGACUAAACAUAAAUGUGAAGCAAUUCCCAACUACACAAUGAAAUACCUGCUUUUUUUAAAUAUAGUCAUUAAAAUGCUGUUAAAACAAUGUCUAUGAAUGUUCGUCAACACCAUGUGUUUGCACAAGAGAUAUGUAUGUAACCCUGACAUUUAAAAUAAAAACUUUCUCAUUUCAACCAAAUUUAUCCCAGUUUUAACAUUGAUGUAGUGUUACCUAGACUUUUUCUUGUAAAAUACCACCACUGCUCGAUGCUUUUGCUUCUAACUUAUUGUUUUCACUUUAUUUAAGAUAGUUUUGGAAACCUGAGUAUGCAUAUUAACUCAUUUGUUGAAGCUUUUUGUGUUCAUCAUUGUAACAAUGUUCUUACACAGCACUUAUGGCCAGGUCUCUCUUGAAUAAGAGACUUUUAAUCUUUUUCUUAGAUUUUAACCUGCAAAUCACCAAAUCAAGGCUCACUGAGGAGUUCAGAUGUCACUCUUAAUGCAGGUGCUCAGAAGUUUUGUGAGACUUUUUUAUUUUUUUUCUACACUCCAGAAGAAAAUAUUGCAGUUUUUACUACAGUUUUUUGCUGGUUUACAUACAAAUGCAUUUCUUCAGAUUAACAACACUUAGCUUAAAGUAAGCACAUGGGGCAGCUACACAUGAACGCAUCAGUAACACUCUAAAUUUGACUUAUUUGACCCCUUUUCUUUUCAAACUUGAGGACAUUUUGCAGCGAACACGUCACUGCAGUGUAAGUUUAUAAUAAUAAUAAUAAUAAUUAUAAUAUAACGGAGUGUUUGUUGCAUUGUGGUAUUGCUAUUUCAGGAUUUGAGUACUGCUUCCACUCCAUGAGAGUCAAACACGCAUCGAAAAAAACCGUUAUCGUGUUUUGCAGAAAUCCGCUGCACGUUAAACGUGAACAAAGUAUCGGGUAAAAUUAUCCAAAGCAACAUUAGCAGCAUAUCUCUGUCUCUGUGCGUAUAUGUGCCUGUGUGUGUAUGUGUGUGUGUACUGUACUGAGCCUGCAGCAGCACCCAGAAGUGAACAAAGCGACCCGGAAGCGGUGGUCCGACUGGAGGCAGGCAGAAAGAACAUCAACCUUUUAUAUUAUAGCUGUGCUCGCAAGACAAUAUCUGCAAUCAGGACACAAGGAUGGCAGAGCCUCGAUUUAACAACCCGUAUUUCUGGCCGCCGCCUCCCUCCAUGCCAGGCCAGAUCAAGGAGCAGCUGAUGGCCGAGAAGAUACGACCCCUGCACCUGCCGCCUACCUCCACUCCUUCCCAGCAGUCUUUGCUGGUGCCCACCUCAUCCCCGGAUGGUGGCGCGCAGCACGGCAUGCCGGUGCCAAAGCCCCAGCCACAGCAGGUGCCGGGCCACCACCCGCAGCCGCAGGGCUCUGGACAACCAGACAUCGCUUUGCACGCCCGCCCCGCCUCCAGCUCUGAUGGAAAUAUGGACGAUAAAUCAGCUGUGAAGGCCAAAGGAUUGUGGGAAGACUGGCAUAUGAGACAGCUCGGCGAACAACCUGGCCGGAUCAACCAUCGCUCAGGUCUGGCUCCUUCAUCCCGACCCGACAGCCACAGCACCUCAGAGGCUCUGACCCCCACAACUCCAACCUCGAGCAGCCAGAACCGCCUGGGCGGUGCCCCCUCUGUGAACAUCAUCUCCGGGUUGGCUAGUGGUCCCGGCAUGGACCACAUGAAGGCUGGAGGCCUGGCCGGACUGUUGGGCCCACCACCCAAGGCACCAAGAGGACGGAAGAAGAUCAAAGCUGAAAACCCGUCCGGUCCUCUGCUGGUGGUGCCCUACCCAAUCCUAGCUGACCAAGGCUGUGUCACUAUUGCACCCAAAGAGGGCAAAACCUACAGAUGCAAAGUGUGCCCGCUCACCUUCUUAACCAAGUCAGAGAUGCAGAUCCACUCCAAGUCCCACACGGAGGCCAAACCACACAAGUGUCCCCACUGCUCCAAGACGUUCGCCAACGCCUCCUACCUGUCCCAGCACCUGCGCAUCCACCUGGGGAUCAAACCCUACCACUGCUCCUACUGCGAGAACUCGUUCCGUCAGCUGUCACACCUGCAGCAGCACACCAGAAUCCACACUGGCGAUAGGCCUUAUAAAUGUGCUCAUCCCGGAUGUGAAAAGGCUUUUACCCAGCUGUCUAACCUCCAGUCUCACCAGAGGCAGCACAAUAAAGACAAGCCGUAUAAAUGUCCUAACUGCUACCGUGCCUACUCAGACUCUGCAUCGUUGCAGAUCCACUUGUCAGCGCACGCCAUCAAAAACGCUAAGGCCUACUGCUGUAGCAUGUGUGGCAGGGCAUACACCUCAGAGACCUACCUUAUGAAGCACAUGUCCAAACACACAGUGGUGGAGCACCUAGUGAGUCACCAGUCGCCCCAGAGGACCGAGUCCCCCAACAUCCCCAUACGCAUCUCCCUUAUCUGAGCUCCCCGGCCGCUCGGCAGCAGGUCAGAUUCAGAGUCUAGGUUAGGCUGGAGCUUAUGAGGCCCUGCACCCACGGCCAUCUACAUAAGGCUUACAUUAGCAUUAUGACAGCUGACAUAAGCAUUCAGUGCUAGAUUCAGUAAACAGGCUGCCUCCAUCCGUCUUGACACAGGCGGUCUGUCAAAAAUGAGCACAGCGUUAUUUUGUGAAUGUAACAAUACAGCUAGAUGUUGUCCGGAGGAUCGAGUGGCAAAGAAUGUCUUGCGUCAGAUUUAAUAAGCACUUUCGUAAGCGUCAUGUAAACUGCCGGAUGCAUUGGCCAUCAGAAAUGUUUUAGUUUUAGGGUUUUGGUUGUUUUUUUUUCCUCUUCCAUGAAAUGGGUUUCCAAAAUGUGCCAGAUGAUAUUUGCCCUUAAAAAGAAUUGAGAAAGUUGAAAAAUUGUUCACUGGGUGUAUUCUGGAGACAUCCAAAGAUAAUCUUAAAGCACUUUUAGGCCUUGUGGUUUUGGCUCAAAUUGUUUAAAUCUUGUUGGAUGGAAAAUGCCAAAGGGCAUUACUUGUGGCAGCUAAGAGUACUGACUGUGUAUAAAUAACAGUCUUUCUGUUACUUUCUUUGUUCACUCACAUUUUUGUGCAAGUACACAUUUACAGGGUCAUCUAAAUUUGAAGAAAGGCAAUCGGUAGAUGACAAUUUAAACAUUUAAUGAUUGUAUUCAGAAGUUGUAUUAUUGACUUGAGGAGGCAAGAAAUAGAGCAACACGGAAUAGGGAAGAAAGAUGAAUGUUUUUUCUUUGUUUUGUUUUGUUUUGAAAAGUCUUUCACUCCAUAUUUGACUUCACCUUUACGGCACCUUUACGAUCAUAACGUAUGAUCAAAGAAACACUGCUUUUUUUUUUAACAUUACAUUCUCCUCACGUCCCAUUAACUAGUGCCAUAUGAACCUUGUUGAAAGCAAAUCUUGUAAUGACACGUGUCUGCUUUCUCGAUUCAGUUAAGCUUUGAUUUAUUUUCGAAGUAUUAGUUACAGAGGUUGAAUACAUUGCACAUGUACCAGUGCCAGCUCUACUCUACUCAGCCUGACUCUUAAAUACACUUCAGCUAAAAUUCUAUUUUACUCAAGUAGUAAAUUUUAACCCUAACCAUUGGACCAAAAUGUGAAGUUACUGUACAGCUCUGACCCUGUUAGGAUUUUUUUUUUUAAAAAUCUUUAAUAAGCUUUACCCAUUUGAAAUAAACUGCAGUAUAUGUCAUAUUUCAUAGGCCUAUAUUAUUAGUUAAUGUGGAGGUGAUGCUUCUCCUUUUUGAUUUUUUUUUUCUUAUUAGUAUUCUUUUUAUUGUACACAGUAUUGUUUGUUGUAUUUUUACUGUAACUUUAACCUCUGGAUGGUACUAAUAGGGUACCCUGUAUUCUUCAGGGCACUUAAGAAAAGGUGCUACGGCUAGACAUUAUGUUUGAGACGGAACUGAGAAUAAUGUAAAAUACAUAUACAGUAUAUAGUAUGUUUUCAAAAGAAUAAAAACUUAUUACUCAAGCCACUGGCCUGAAAAACAGACAUUUACGCCAACAACAGACCCUGCCUCUUCAACUUACUCUCUCUCUUUUGAGAUAAUGGGAAAAUGUACAUGUUGCUGUACUGUAAAACAUGUUACUCAUUUAUAGUACCUAUUUUUAAGUUUUCAUAAACAUGUUCUGUUUGGGUUUUGAACUUACUGUAAUUAUUUUAGUCUAUUCGUAUGUUAUUAAUAUUCAUGUUUUAUAUCAGUUAUUUACAUGUAAGCCUUAACUGUUUUAUCAUCCCAUUUCCAUUACUCUGUAUUGUGUUCUGCAGUAUUCAGUCGUGUAAACAUUUUUUUUUAAUUUUUAUCCUUCCGCAUGGAGUUCCUGAGCUGUAAUCUGUAUGAUAACUGUUUAACCCAUGUUCUCUAUGAAAAAAUAUUGCGUAGAUUUAUUACACUUUUUCCUGUCUUGCAUUGUGGUUUCAUAUACAGUUUCUAGACAACUAAAUAUGCACAGCCAAGACUGAGAAGUUAAACUAAGGGUUAUCAAUGUUUAAAAAAGGAAAAAAAGCUUUGUAUCUUUACCUUGUUUAAUAAACAGACUGUUAUAAAUUCA